This is a messenger RNA of Centruroides sculpturatus (bark scorpion), 1685 nucleotides long. Its product is annotated as pantetheinase-like. NCBI's taxonomy places the organism in Eukaryota, Metazoa, Arthropoda, Arachnida, Scorpiones, Buthidae. The coding region runs from base 221 to 1666 and encodes 481 amino acids. The record is from RefSeq and is a predicted model, not a curated record. The transcript has 3 exons.
AUUUCUAUGUCACGUUUUUGCGUAGAAUAAAAACCCGGUUUGGAUUUUUCUUACGUGGAAUUUCGACCUUGCAUAAUUUUCUUGGAUAAAGCGACCAAUCGACGGUGAUUUCUGGCGAAUCGGGUCAAAUUCUUUUAACUCCGAAUACAGCUUAAACGAAAGUUGCCAUUAACCAGAUUUUUAGCUUAACGUUAACUCCCAUUAACAAUCUCCGAGAGCCAUGUUGUCCGGUGGCUUUAUCUAUCUUCUCUGUCAAUUUUUAGUACUUUCUUCGUCUAUCGAUGCAGAAAUUCCGAAGAGGAAUUGGUACGUUGCUGCCGUUUUCGAACAUAUUCAUCGGAGCAUGGUCGGUCCUUUCAACGUGUCCGCAGUUCUCGACAAUCUAGAAGCCUUUAGCCAGGCAGCUGACGUAGCGGCACAACACGAUGUCGACAUUCUCGUAUUCCCGGAAAUGGCCAUUCUUCCACCCAGUCAGAGCAGACAACAGAUCUUUCCGUUGUUAGAAGAAGUUCCGGAUCCGGAAAAGGUCGAGUGGAACCCUUGUGUAGAAGGUGACGAGAAAGAAAACGUAAUAACUCGUAACUUAAGUUGCUCGGCCCGGAGAAACAACAUGUACGUGGUAGGUAACUUGGGCCGAAAAGAGAAAUGCGAAGGGGAUUCCGGAUGCCCUUACGAUGGAUAUUAUCACUUCAAUACCAACGUGGUGUUCGAUAGGGAAGGCACUCUCAUAGCGCGUUACGACAAGCAUCACUUAUACUUAGAGGACGCGUAUAACGUUCCUCCGCAUCCUAAACUGAUUGCUUUCACUACCGAGUUUGGAACCUUCGGUACUUUCACUUGCUUCGACAUCAUAUAUUACGAGGCAGUAGAAUUCGUACGCGAUUUUAACUUGACUGGUAUCAUCUACCCUGUUUGGUGGUUCGACGAACGCCCCUUUCUAUCUUCUAUCCAGAUGCAAGAAUCGUGGGCUAUUCGACACAAUAUCACUUUAUUGGCCUCUAACGUUCACUUUCCCUUCUCUGGCUCGAUGGGUAGCGGAAUUUAUUUAGGAGAAAAGGGUGCUUCCACUUACACUCACGUAGACGAUAACAAGGCAAGAUUACUGAUAGCGAGAGUCGGAAGUUCCUCUUCGCAACCUCUCCAAAUAGUCACCCACUCCGAGGAAGAACCUCUCAAAUACCGAUUUUACGAAUUCGACUUAAAAAACUCCUCUUUGAUUAAAUUAGAAGAACCAUCCGGUCAGGUGGAAACUUGCUUAGGUGGUCUGUGCUGCAAACUCACUUAUCAAACUUCCACCCCUCUCGAAGGUUACUAUUUGGCGGCGGUUAACGAAAUAAGAAGCGGAGGACGUAAGAGAUACUUCUGGUGCGAGGAGAGUUGCAUCUUAAUCAGAUGCAACGACAAAAACAAUAAAAAUUGUUCAACCUUCCCCAUUCUCACCGAAACAGUCUUCCACUCCUUCCACCUAGAGGGCAACUUCAGUAGCCAAUACGUCUACCCCAAUGUCUUGGUUUCUUAUUCGGAACUCUUACCUGUCGACGAAUGGAAAUUCGACAUCAAAGGACAGACAAAUAUCGUACAAUCAAAAGGUUCGAUCGACCGACCGAUCCUGAGUGUCAGUCUGUACGGUCGCUGCUAUCAUCGCGACCCCCCCUACGCUCCUUAGUCAAUAAAAACUUUCCGUG